ACAUUUUUCAGAAUUGUAUAUGGACCUACUUAUAAUUGUAUGAAAGUAAUUGUUACGAAACAAGUCUAAUUUAUCUAACUCAGUGUUGAAUUAUGUCGUCACAGUGCUUCAUAAAUCUAAGUAAUCAACCGGAACCCCCUUUCAUCUCACCUGUUGGUAUAGUCCAUUGAAUAAUUUCAAUUGAUUUUAUGUUCUAUUGUACACAUCGCCUAGCGUCAGAGGUACAAAACCAUAUAUAAGGCCUGUCAAAACUUAAGCUGUCACUAGAAGCAGAGAAAACACCGGUACAUACGAUACUAAAGCUGAAAUUUGAAAUAACUUAGAGAUAAUUUGAUUACUGAUAUGGCUGUGUUACCAAAAUGUUAUUUGGUUGCCAGUUUCAUCGCAACUCUUAUUACCCUUGUUCACUCAAAAGCAAUAAACGAUCUCUUAACGAAGGAGAGUAUAGAAAGAUAUUUUAGUGUUUCAUCCAUCGAUGAAGUACCCGAGUAUGAAAUAAUCAAUCCAGUAUCGGCAUUGAGUGGUCGACGCAGACGAUCGAUAGGAGAAAGCGAAUACCCUGACAAACACGAGUUCAAGUUAAUUGCCUUCGGGGAGGACUACCACAUUACACUAUGGAAGAAUAAGGAUAUAAUUCCACCAGGUAGUGUUGCUGAACAUGUGCACAAAAACGGUACAGUGGUAAAACGCCCAAUACUAGCCAACGAUUGCUACUACUUCGGCGAGUUAGCAUCCCAUAACACAUCGCGAGCUGCUAUUAGUACUUGCAGGGGUUUGUCUGGAAUAUUCAGCCAUGGGAACACUGAUGUGUACAUCCAACCUCUUCAAGAAGACCAUGCAAAAAGCGUUCGGAGCAGGCGUAGUGAUCUUGAGCACCCACAUGUAAUUUUCAGACGAUCUGCAGGUGAUACGCCAAAUAUGGAAAGUGAUGAAACCAGAGAAAUGAAGAAACACUUUUGCGGCAAUGAUGCACGGUAUUACCACGAUGAAAACAAUGUCAAUAUGAUGGCUGAGCCAGUAAAAUCAACGGUCGAAGGAGAUGGGGAAGGGGAUGGAGAAACUCGAACAAAGAGACAAACGUCCACUGCCAUCCGCCAUUUAGAACUACUUGUUGUUGUCGAUAAUCAGAUGAAACUGUACCACGGAGAUGAAGUAGAGGACUAUGCAUUGACGCUCAUGAAUAUCGCUGCGAGUCGAUACGCCGACCCGUCACUUGGAAUAUACGUCAAACUCUACAUUACAAAAUUUAUCAUAUUGCAAAGUGAUACAGUCACGAUGCAAACUCCAAUUGGACGACCAGUUUCACUAUCCGUAGCAGCAGACGGUUUAACUACUUUGCUAAAUUUCUGUAACUUCCAGAAUAAUCUCAAUCCGACCCAAGAUAGUCACCCUAAUCAUUGGGAUAAUGCAGUGCUCCUGAGCAGGUACAACCUGAAUCUCUUCGGUAACGACAACCUCAGUGGAAUAGCUAAUUUGGCGGGUACCUGCUCUUCUACAAAACAAUGUGCAAUGAUUGAAGAAUCAGGAUUGGCUUCUGGGCUAACAAUAACUCAUGAAAUCGGACACACUCUUGGCAUUGACCACGAUGGUAAUGCAGGAUGUUCGGAAAAUGUGAACAUCAUGUCGUCGGGUAGGGCUGCUGGCUCGGGCUCAUUUGCUUGGUCAACAUGUAGCAGAACACAAAUAAACACUUUCUUCAGUAAUACUAGUUCUGACUGCACAAAAGAUGAACCCAGUAUUUUGUCUCCUGGCGUGUUUCAGGCAGUUACCGAUGAUUUACCAGGCAGAAAAUAUGAUGAAGAUGCCCAGUGCGCGUUAAUAUAUGGAAAUUCUUACACCGCAUGUCAUAACUCCCCAAUUCCAGAUGAAUGCGCAAAAUUGUUUUGUCUGGAAGGUGAUAGUUCUGUCUGUGUCGAUUCUGGAUUUGCCAGAAUGGAUGGGACCUCAUGCGGUGCUUAUAAGGUUUGCAAGCACGGAGUAUGCGUACUUUCGGUAGACGAUGCAUAUGAACCUGUCGAUGGAGGCUGGAGCAAUUUUGACAUCAGUUUUGGCAGUUGUAGUCGAACGUGUGGGGGCGGUGUUCAAUAUAAAUAUCGUUACUGCAUCAACCCAGCACCUGCUUACGGCGGUGCCGAUUGUGUUGGAGCCGAUAAGCAAUAUAUAACCUGUAAUUCGCAACCCUGCACAAGCACUCAAGAGGAUUUCCGUAAUGAUCAGUGCGCUUCAACUAACAGUGACUUAUUUUAUAACCAAUCUCUUCAAUGGACAGCCUACACAACUGGAUUGCAAGGUGACAAAUUAUGUGAUUUUACCUGCGUUUCAAAUAUAAACACAGUGACGACACGCGGUAAACAUUUCAUUGACGGUACGCGGUGUGAUAUUGCUCAGAUUGCUGGCAACAGGUUUUGUGUCCAAGGAAAGUGUAUUGAAUUUGGGUGUGACGGUUUGCCAAACUCGGGUAUCGAAUUCGAUCGAUGUCGUGUUUGUGGUGGUAAUGGCACAUCGUGUGAACGGCAUUCUGGGACAGUGAGUAAGGCUUCACUGUUCAUUGCAACCCACACGAAGAUUCUGACAAUCCCUGCUUUGGUCACACACGUGAAGAUCCAUAAUAACAACAGGCAAAGUCAUAUGGCUGUUAAAGUAAAUGGACAAUACGUGAUUGGUGGAACUGCAUACCGCCCUACCGAUAUGGAAUACAAGUAUGGCACACAGUCCUUUUUCUAUGAUUCAAAUCCAGGGUCGAUUUUUGUUCCUGGACCGACAUCAGACAUCAUUGAUAUUGAGGUGUAUAUGUAUGGACAAUCCACUGCGUCCGUGUUUUGGGAGUACUACCUGUCGAAUGGUGCGCCACCGGUACGCCCAGAACCAACCUACCGAUGGUUUACCAAGGAUGAGUUGUCAGAUUGUUCAACAACGUGCGGAGAGGGUACUAGGUCAAACGUUCAAGCAUGCUUGAGAAGCGAUAAUGUAGUUGUUGGUGAGUCUCACUGUAAUGGUCAACCACGCCCUCACUCGAUCUUUAUUAAGUGCAAACUGCAAGACUGUGCACAAGAUCAUGUUAUGUACCGUCGUAGGCUACUUGGAAAAUGCAGUGCUACUUGUGGAGGUGGAACCCGCUCCAGAACGAUAUAUUGUGUAUAUCACAAUGGUUAUAGCUACAAAAUUGCUCCCGAAACGUUUUGUGACCAGAAUGACAAACAUGCCGAGAAGGAACCAUGUAAUAAAGAACCCUGCGCAGCUGAAAAUAAAGGCGUGUGGGUAGUUAGCGAGUGGUCCUCCUGCUCGGUGUCAUGCGGAGUGGGUAUCCGCUCACGUUCUGUGAAUUGCAAAUCUAUCGAUAGUAAUGAUGGUGCGCCUAAUAUAUAUUUGGUUGAAUCAGAGUGUCCGCCAGAGAAACCCAACAUAGAAGAAGCUUGCACCAACGCUCCCUGUCCUACACCCCCGCAUUCAAAUUCAAACAGAGAAUGUAAUGAGCUUUUGACCGCUCCGACUGCAAGUAUAGUGGUUGGGAACACCAAUGGAGUGUAUUGCAAUAAAACGAUAGUAGCACCUAUAGAUCAAAGGAUAGUACUGAAGUUUAUCAGAGUCAAUGUUGACUGUCAGAACGACGGUGAUUUCAUUGUAAAAGACGGACCGAAUAUUUACACAGUGUGCACGUCCCUAAAUGAUGUUGCAUGGCCUAUCUCUAAAACCAGCGUCAUGGAGAUUGCAGCGAUGACGACAUACGACAACCAAGGUUAUGAGAUAUCGUUCACUUUUGAAAGUGUUGCGCACAAAAAUGAUGGUUGUGAUGGUGUUCAGACUUCAUCGGUGGGUAGUAUAUCAAGUCCAAAUUACCCGACUUUUUUCUCGGAGGAUACUGACUGCUUUACUUAUAUCAUAGCGCCCCCUGGACAACGCAUCAGUAUAUCAUUGACGGCAUUCGAUGUUGAAAAUCAUCCUCCAUGUGGUUACGAUAGCGUUAAGUUCAAAGAUAUCGAAUCACAGUUUACAAUCUACUACUGCAGUUUCCGUCGACCAUUUACGUGGGUCUCCUCGACAAAUAAGGUGCAAGUACAAUUUCACAGUGACCCGGCUCUAGAAAAAUCAGGAUUUUAUGCUACCUACUCAUUUAUAUAGUUUAUUAAAUCGGCAGUAGAAUAUUCAGAAUAUAUAUUUUUAUUAUAUAGAGGGGCACCCCUUUUUUUAAAGUUAAAAAAAGGGAAGAAAGAAAGAAAUAAAGAGAAAUUAUGGAUUCGCCCCUGAUAUAUUUUUAAGUCCCCACCCCCAAAUAUUGAAGUAAUUAUAUUACUUCUUGGUUUUAUUAAGAUGUUUAAUCAUAGUAUUAUUAUUAUUAUUAUUAUUAUUAUUAUUAUUAUUAUUAUUAUUAUUAUUAUUAUUAGUAUACAAACAAAUAAAGUACCCGGUACACUUUUAAACACUUCACAUUCCUGUAAGAAGAGGUCGCUAAUUACUUACAUCGUGAAUUAUAGACUAUUAUUAAAUCUCUAGCCCAUUGGCCCUGUAUGCUCACACAACACACAGGUCCAAUACACUAAAAGUGCAAUAGUAUAAUAUAAAUAAUAAAAAAAUACAGCUAUACAAACAAUUUAGAGCUAUUUUCUUUACUAAAUUUGACAACAUUUAUGCCCACUUUGAACGCUCAUAAUUUAAUUUUCUUACUUUGUAAAUAUUGUAUCAUUUAUUUGCAUUAGGGCUAGUCCUACAUUGCAUGUAUUCUUAUUAUUAUCAUUAUUAUUACUGUUAUUAUUAUUAUUAUUAUAAAUUAAAUUAUAUUUUUGUAGCUAGUUAGAAUUAACAAGCGAAUGAAUUGUAAAUAAUAAGUUAAAAUAAAUUAAAUUCAUGUUGAUGUAGUUGGUAA
Molecule: messenger RNA, 4861 nt
Organism: Anneissia japonica
Lineage: Eukaryota; Metazoa; Echinodermata; Crinoidea; Comatulida; Comatulidae
Product: A disintegrin and metalloproteinase with thrombospondin motifs 1-like
Exons: 25
Coding region: 343-4119 (1258 amino acids)
Biological process (GO): proteolysis; extracellular matrix organization
Cellular component (GO): extracellular matrix
Molecular function (GO): metalloendopeptidase activity
Source: RefSeq, a predicted model, not a curated record